AUGACCAUGGUCCAGGGCUGUGGAGACUUCAGGCACCUCAUGCUGGGGGCGAAGGUGUCCGGAACAUCAUAUCGGCGCGAGGUGCUGCAAGCGGCCUCGAAGCAUUUCCGAGAGGCCUACGCGUUGUCGCCGUUGUCCUCUCCAGUGGAGCCGUGGCCGAUUGAAGAGGGAAGGACGCUGCAGGAGUGUGAUCGCUUACAGCUGGACGGCGAAUGGUCAGAGCAGGAGGUGAAAGCGGCGCUGAAAGGCCUACCGGCGGGGAAGGCCCCGGGGCAGGACGGCUUGCCGAAAGAGUUUUUCGAAAGAGAUUGGGAGUUGUUGGGCCCGGCUUUGAUGAGGGAAGUCAGGACCUUCGAGUCAGCGGGUGUGCUUUCGGAAUCUUUUACGACGGCGGUUACGAUUCUUCUGCACAAAAAAGGGGACAGGGGCGAUUUGGGGAAUUAUCAGCCGAUUACUUUAUUGAGCUUCUUCUACAAAUUGCUAGCGAAGGUGUUGGCGAAUAGAAUCAAGGUGGUCUUACCGAAAGUGAUCUCCGGCAACCAGUUCGGCUUUCUCCCGGGGAGGAGCCUCGCUGACGCUGUCUCUCUUGUAGCAGAUGCGAUUGACGCUGCGGAGCAGGAAGACGAGGAUUGGCUGCUGCUGCUGGUUGAUUUCCAGAAAGCCUACGAUUCGGUAUCACGGGAAUACCUCUUCACGACGCUGGGCAACAUGGGCUUUCCGGAGAAAUUCACGAGAUGGGUGAAGGGUCUUCAUGAUGGAGCGGCGACCAGGGUGCUGUUGAACGGCUGGAUAGGGGAGCGGGUGGUGAUGGACAAAGGGGUUCAUCAGGGCUGCCCGCUCGCCCCAUAUCUCUUCCUUUGCGCGGUUGAGCCACUCUGCCAAGAAAUAGAACGGAGGAAGCUGGGGGUCAGGAAGAGGGGUGUGAAAGGGAGUUUAGACUAUAUUGGAUACGCGGACGACACGACACUGGUCAUGAAGGGCAAGGAACAGGUGGUGGUUGCUGAGAAACUGCUGGGGGAGUUCGUGGAGAUCUCAGGGCUGAAGGUGAAUCGGGAUAAGACAACGCUGAUGCCGCUGGGUAAAAACCUAAGGAGGCUACAGCCGAUAGCGUCGUCUUUCAAGUGGGCGGAGAAGAACGCGUCUGAAAGGCUGCUCGGAAUCUGGAUCACUUUGGGAGGCUCGCCGGGACCUGCAUGGGACAAGGCUUUUGAAAAAGUUAGCGCGGUGCUGAGCUGCUGGGAGAGUAAACACCUCAAAACAUCAGCACGGGUUACAAUCAUAAACAAUUACGCGAUGCCGAUCCUGCUCUUCCAGGCGCAGAUUUACGCCUCACCGUACGAGGUCUGGACCAAAGUGAAGAGGUUGUGCCAUAAUUUCAUCUCGGGAGGGAAAGCGCUCCUCGACAAGCACUUCACGCUAUGGAGCUACGAACUGUCGUGCAGAGGUCGGAAAGAGGGGGGCCUGGGAGUGAUUGAUCUGAAGCAUCGGAUUGAUAGCAUGGGGAAGAUCAUUUUUCGGAACCAGGCGGGCUCGCUCUGCCUGAAGGACAUCCGACUGGGGGAUUUGGUGGCGAUGGGAGGAGAUGGCAGCAGAUCUCGUAAGAGCGAGGAGGUUCUGGAGAGGGAACUGGGUGGUGUGGAGCAGAGGAAGUGGGCCCUGAAGGCGUGGGAUGCGACACCACAGAGAUGGAAGGAUCUGGUACUCAACCAACUGUCGGCGGAGGAGGUUUUCAGGGAGACGAGGCUGGUCCGCUCUGCGUCUUACCGGUCAGGAGAGUUCUUUUACUAUCAGUUGCAGUAUGUGAGCAACAGCGAACUGUACGGUCGGAGAGUGACGGUGGACAAGAAAGGGAACAUAGGCGAGGUGGAAUAUGCUAGCGUGUGUAUGAAUCCGGGCAGGGACAUGCGUUCUCUCGGGGACAUGCUCUUCCAAAGGAGUGGCACGUCGUCUGGGUUUCCUGAGGCGGCAAUCAUAUCCAUUACAGCGCAUCAAGUUUGGCUGGAAAGGUGCAACGCGGUUUUCCGAGGGAGCCGUUUCCAGCCGAAGAGAGCAUUGAGACGCAUGGCAAUUGGCUUCACAAGGCACGUGAAGGUCUACAACAGAGCGCGGAAGAAAACGGCUGGCAGGAAUGCUUCGAAAAGGACGGGUGACUGGAGCCACUUGAAUGCUGACGAGGCAGGCGCUGUGCGCAGGCUCUAUGAGACAGAGGCCUCGAUGACGUGGAGAGCGGGUUUCAGGAAGAUCUGGGAAGAUGGUGGUGUAGCGUUCCAGCCUCCGUAA
This is a messenger RNA of Closterium sp. Yama58-4, 2280 nucleotides long. NCBI's taxonomy places the organism in Eukaryota, Viridiplantae, Streptophyta, Zygnematophyceae, Desmidiales, Closteriaceae. The record is from the annotation of a GenBank genome assembly.